CGUUCGCUCAGGUUUUUCUACUUGGUCAUUCUCUACCGCGCUACGAACCCACUCUAUGUCUGUACAGUAAAGUUGUUUAUAUACAUAUCUGUCAAUCCCCACCUACAGACCAAACGCUAUCUGUACUCGCUCCUUGCACAUACGUUGCUCCUACGCAUCGACCUUGAACCAUUACGAUGUUUGAAAACAUGGAUAUGAUUGCCGGCGGUGUUGCGCGCCGUUGUUCACUGCCGGCCCUUCGCUCCAUCCACUCUCAGGAGCGAAGCAACAUGGAGAGGCCUGAUGAGCGCCGACUUCCUCCUCUCCCAAGGGUUGAGCCUCUGCCCCCAGGCCCAUUUAACCCGUUCACGCCGAACAUCCUUGCGCCUAGCCCGGCAAGUUCCCAGGACUCAUUUCCUCUGAAGUCCCCAUGGCUGUCUUCAGACUACGCCGUGUCGCCUCCUUCUCCGGCGAGCUCUACUGAGGGCUCCCUGCGCGAGACCUUUUCGACUCAGAAGGCCUUUGGCUGGCCUAACGAUCUAUCCUAUGCUGAGAUUAUGGCACUGGUUGCGCCGAGGAACAUCAAUCGCAAACCGCCUCUCCAGCAGCUCUGCGGACGCAAACGCAAGGGCAGCGAGAUGUCGGGCGAUCUGGAUGAUCAGAGGGAGAAGCACCGGAUUGCCGAAGGAAACCGCCGCAAGAACCUGAGCCAGCUCCACCGGGAGCUGGAUAACCGCGUCCACGACUUUUUUCUUGAACGGGCCGGCUGGAAUCCUUCGAAGAGCCUGCCUCAGUCCAAGGAGCACAUCGUUCAAGGGGCCAUUCACCUCAUUGACUUCAUGCUGGUCAUCAUCGUCCACUUGCUGAAGCAGGACAAGAACAAGGUCCCUCCGCAGCUCUCGGAGAACCUGCAGGCUAACAUUCGUGCCAUGCAUCUGCAACAGCAGGUGAGCAGCCUGCAGCAGCAGAACGAGUCGACUCAGCAGCAGCUGAGGACGGUCAAGCAUGAAAACGAGACUCUCGCGGAGAGAAACCGGGCUCUCGAGUUCCAGCUCAAGUCGUACGAGCAGAUGUUCCGCCUCCCGAAGACCGAGGCCACCAGCCCCAGGCCUCUGGAGGCCAUCCCGGCAAAUGAGGAGAAGAAGAUGCUUCCGGGCCUGAGGGUCUUCUGCGACGAGGUGGCCGCGAUCAGUCCGGAGGCCGGGGCCAACACUGAACCUCCCCACACUGGUUCGUCCCAGGUCUUCGGACAGUCGUUCUCGUUCAGUUUUAGAAGCACCCCGCCUGCUACCAGUCCCUCGUCGCCCGUGUGCCAGAGCUCCUCUCGUGCUUCGCCUCUGUCUGGGCGGGGGUCCUUCUCUACAUGAACGAAUUAGGGGAUGACAGAAUUGACGAGCUUACGAUACAUAUCAGGAAGAACGUGGCACGAUGGCACGGCAGGACCGGGAGUCAUGGGAGUAUUUGGGAUAUGGAAAGACUUUUUGGGACCUCGACGGAAACCUCUGCGUCGGGUCAGGGAUUACCUGUAACAUUAUACCACUGGGAAUUGUUUUUUGUUUAUGUGUUGUCUUUAUUCGGAUUCU
Messenger RNA from Paecilomyces variotii, 1562 nucleotides. RefSeq lists its product as hypothetical. Bases 177 to 1346 code for a protein of 389 amino acids. Lineage: Eukaryota; Fungi; Ascomycota; Eurotiomycetes; Eurotiales; Thermoascaceae. The transcript has 2 exons. The record is from RefSeq and is a predicted model, not a curated record.